AAGGAAAUGAAAUAGCUCAGGGUCGCACAACUGAUGGCGCGCGCGCGCGCACGCUAAACCGUUUUGGUAACCCGCGCGGCAGCUCGACUGGCCUCAAAUCUACGCCGCCAGGGUCCGCUGACAAUCCAAGUCACAUACUCACAAAGACCCGCUCGGAGACUUUGCAAAGCAGUUUGGUAAGUAUAGGAACCGGCCGAUUUUGCAAGCGGCGCGGCUGUUCGUAAUCACAAUGAUUCACAACCGUGUUUAUGAUGUCUCUACAGAGUAUAAGAAUGCAGAGAUGGAAGGGCUCAAAAGGUCUGGUCGAUUCAAUGGUUGUUCAUCAUCAUCCCAACCUCAAACACCAAGCUUCUCUAGCCUUUUGACCUCGAUCUACAGUACAAUAUACUACCCCUGGUUGCUUCCAACCUCAUCAAGAUCCCACCCUCCAACAUGUCCCAAUCAAAGACAGUGGUUGUGCUCGGCGCCGCCAUGGCUGGAGUCCCAACCGUACACAAGCUCCUCACGCAGGUGGCACCAAAAGUCCCGGGAGGACUCAAAGUGAUACUCGUCGCUCCCAACACACACUUCUUUUGGAACCUCGCCUCCGUUAGGGGUGUUCUCCCGGGCGACUUGAUGCCCGACGAGAAGCUCUUCUACCCCAUCGCGCCGGCCUUUGCGCAAUUCAACUCGUCUCAGUUUGAGUUUGUACUCGGCAAGGCCACAAAGCUCGACCCGGAAGCAAAGAACGUCUUGGUGGCCGUCAGUGAAAAGCAAGGUGCCCCGGCUUCCGAGAGGACAAUCUCAUACGACAUGGUGGUCGUCGCCACUGGCAGCUCGGCCAAGGAGAGCAUGCCCUGGAAGAUUGUGCAGGAUGUCGAAACCACAAAGAGCAAGCUGCGGGACAUUCGCAAAGCCGUCGACAACGCCAAGUCCAUCGUGGUGGCCGGAGCCGGCACGACCGGGGUCGAAGUUGCUGGCGAGCUGGGCCAGAACUACAAGGGCCAAAAAGACAUUACUCUCAUCGUCAACGAUGAGCUGCCCCUUACCCCUGACGUGCGCAGCGACAUUCGCGCCCUGGUCCUCGACGAACUGAAGCGACUUGGCGUCAAAAUCAUCACCUCGAGCCGGGUGACGAGCGUCAAGGACGACAGCAGCAGCAGUCGUACCGGCGGCAAGACGCUCGAGGUCACUAGCAAGGCGCAGGGCACGACGUCGACGAUCCACACCGACGUCUACCUGCCCACGUUUGGCGUGGAGCCCAACACGGAGUUUGUGCCCAAGCACCUGCUCGACCGGACUCGGCGGGUCAAGACCACCACGCGGCUGCGGGCCGAGGGCCAUGACGACGUCUACGUCGUGGGCGACGCCUCGAAUCUGCAAUCGCCGCAGUCCAUGCACGCAGACGCCCAGGUCACGUACCUGAUCAAGGAACUGGAGGCGCGACUCGUGUCGGGCCAGGGCCUGGCCGAGGAGUACCAGCCGGACGGGUCCGUCAAGUUCGCAAUGAGCAUCGGCAGCAAGCGCGGCACGGGUCAGAUGGGCACGUGGAGGCUUCCGUCGAUGCUGGUAUGGUGGGUCAAGAGCCGCACCCUGAUAACGGACAGGGUUCCCGAGUACCUCAAGGCUUAGUCGGGACUGUCUGAUGCGUCAUUGCUGGUGUUGAUGGUUUCUUUCCUGCGGGCUUUUUCGUGUUUAUGUCCUAAUGUCUAUCUGUCUCAUACUCCCUUUUGAUACUUUGUUAUAAUCUCUCAUAUCUUCUAGUUUGUGCUUACCUGGGUAGCGAUUAUAGAAUGAAUUAGAACUUGACUUUGAAU
This is a messenger RNA of Pyricularia oryzae 70-15, 1796 nucleotides long. RefSeq lists its product as uncharacterized. The record is from RefSeq and is a predicted model, not a curated record. Bases 433 to 1611 code for a protein of 392 amino acids. Gene Ontology annotation, molecular function: flavin adenine dinucleotide binding; electron-transferring-flavoprotein dehydrogenase activity. NCBI's taxonomy places the organism in Eukaryota, Fungi, Ascomycota, Sordariomycetes, Magnaporthales, Pyriculariaceae. The transcript has a single exon. Gene Ontology annotation, cellular component: cytoplasm.